Pteronotus mesoamericanus is the source of this 3074-nucleotide messenger RNA. RefSeq names its product forkhead box P1 (gene FOXP1). Gene Ontology annotation, molecular function: RNA polymerase II cis-regulatory region sequence-specific DNA binding; DNA-binding transcription repressor activity, RNA polymerase II-specific. Gene Ontology annotation, cellular component: nucleus. Bases 564 to 2594 code for a protein of 676 amino acids. Gene Ontology annotation, biological process: regulation of transcription by RNA polymerase II. The transcript is spliced from 19 exons. The record is from RefSeq and is a predicted model, not a curated record. Lineage: Eukaryota; Metazoa; Chordata; Mammalia; Chiroptera; Mormoopidae.
GGUGCUCAGACUUUGCUUGGGCCGAUUUCCCGGUCUCGGGAUCCUUCCCUGAGCCACAUUCUCUCUUCCCUCCACGCGCGCUCGCGGGUCCUCCUAGCCCGUCGCCCUCUGUCUUGACCCCCCCAGGCUACUCAUUCAUCCUAACCCCAUCAGUUUCCCCCAGUCUGCACCGGGAAGACUUGCUGAGGGUCUCCCCGGUUUCUUGUCGACCGCAGAACCCGAAAGUUUGCCAGAGGAAGAAAGCGCGCUGCGAGCAAGCGGGCCAGGAGCUGAGGCAGCGGCGCCGGGGACCAUGGUACUGCCGGCGCCUCCUCCGCAGGCGUGAAGGCGGCGCUCCCACUCCCUCCCCGGACUCCUCGGUGUUCCAGGAGACUUUGCUGGCAAUUCCAGUUUCCAAACGGAACAUUUGGGCAAUGGUGAGGGCUUCAGUCCCUUCUCUGAUUUGCUGUCAACUGUGAAUGGGUGGAUGUGAUGCCUGCUGGCUGACAGGGGUAAGAAGUGACCUUUUGAGAGGUGACUGUAACUGAAGAUUGCUUUACAGAAGCCAAAAAGGUUUUUGAGUCAUGAUGCAAGAAUCUGGGCCUGAGACAAAAAGUAACGGGUCAGCCAUCCAGAAUGGGUCAAGCAGCAGCAGCCACUUACUAGAGUGUGGCAGUCUUCGGGAAGGGCGGUCCAACGGGGAGGCACCAGCCGUGGACGUGGGGCCGGCCGAUCUGGCUCACGCGCAGCAGCAGCAGGCUCUUCAAGUGGCAAGACAGCUCCUUCUUCAGCAGCAACAACAGCAGCAGCAGCAAGUUAGUGGAUUAAAAUCUCCCAAGAGGAAUGACAAACAGCCAGCCCUUCAGGUGCCCGUGUCAGUGGCUAUGAUGACACCUCAAGUCAUCACUCCCCAGCAAAUGCAGCAGAUCCUCCAGCAACAAGUGCUGAGCCCUCAGCAGCUCCAGGUUCUCCUGCAGCAGCAGCAGGCCCUCAUGCUUCAACAGCAGCAGCUUCAAGAGUUUUAUAAAAAACAACAGGAGCAGUUGCAGCUUCAACUUUUACAACAACAACAUGCUGGAAAACAGCCUAAAGAGCAGCAGGUGGCUCCCCAGCAGCUUGCUUUCCAGCAGCAGCUCUUGCAGAUGCAGCAGCUCCAGCAGCAGCACCUCCUGUCCCUGCAGCGCCAGGGCCUCCUCACGCUGCAGCCAGGCCAGCCCGCACUGCCCCUCCAGCCCCUCGCUCAAGGCAUGAUUCCAACUGAACUGCAGCAGCUCUGGAAAGAAGUGACGAGUGCUCAUACUGCAGAGGAAACCACAGGCAACAAUCACAGCAGUUUGGAUCUGACCACGACAUGUGUCUCUUCCUCUGCCCCUUCCAAGACCUCCUUAAUAAUGAACCCACAUGCCUCUACCAAUGGACAGCUGUCAGUCCACACCCCCAAGAGGGAAAGUUUGUCCCAUGAGGAGCACCCCCAUAGCCACCCUCUCUAUGGGCAUGGCGUAUGCAAGUGGCCAGGCUGUGAAGCAGUGUGCGAAGAUUUUCAAUCAUUUCUAAAACAUCUCAACAGUGAGCAUGCGCUGGACGAUAGAAGUACAGCUCAAUGUAGAGUACAAAUGCAGGUUGUUCAGCAGUUAGAGCUCCAGCUUGCAAAAGACAAAGAACGCCUGCAAGCCAUGAUGACCCACCUGCAUGUGAAGUCUACAGAACCCAAAGCUGCCCCUCAGCCCCUGAAUCUGGUAUCAAGUGUCACACUCUCUAAAUCUGCAUCAGAGGCUUCUCCACAGAGCCUACCUCAUACUCCAACUACCCCAACUGCCCCCAUCACUCCCGUCACCCAAGGACCCUCCGUCAUCACCACCACCAGCAUGCACACGGUGGGACCCAUCCGCAGGCGGUACUCAGACAAAUACAACGUGCCCAUUUCUUCAGCAGAUAUUGCGCAGAACCAAGAAUUUUAUAAGAAUGCAGAAGUUAGACCACCAUUUACAUAUGCAUCCUUAAUUAGGCAGGCCAUUCUUGAAUCUCCAGAAAAGCAGCUAACACUAAAUGAAAUCUAUAACUGGUUCACACGAAUGUUUGCUUACUUUCGACGCAAUGCAGCCACAUGGAAGAAUGCAGUGCGUCAUAAUCUUAGUCUUCACAAGUGUUUUGUGCGAGUAGAAAACGUUAAAGGGGCAGUAUGGACAGUGGAUGAAGUAGAGUUCCAAAAACGAAGGCCACAAAAGAUCAGUGGUAAUCCUUCUCUCAUUAAAAACAUGCAGAGCAGCCACGCCUACUGCACACCUCUCAAUGCGGCUUUACAGGCUUCGAUGGCUGAGAAUAGUAUACCUCUAUACACUACCGCUUCCAUGGGAAAUCCCACUCUGGGCAACUUAGCCAGCGCCAUGCGGGAAGAGCUGAACGGGGCAAUGGAGCAUACCAACAGCAACGAGAGCGACAGCAGUCCAGGCAGAUCCCCUGUGCAAGCUGUGCAUCCUGUGCACGUCAAAGAAGAGCCCCUCGAUCCAGAGGAAGCUGAAGGGCCUUUAUCCUUAGUGACAACAGCCAACCAUAGUCCAGAUUUUGACCACGACAGAGAUUACGAAGACGAACCAGUAAAUGAGGACAUGGAGUGAACAUCUGGGCAGGCCAAUCCCAAGAAUAAAGAUUGGGAAAAAGCAAAACAAAACGUCAAAAGUGAGCAGUGAAAUUGUUCUCCAUUUGUUGUACAGUCUGGAGGAGUUUCGCUACAUUUUGACAACUCUGAAAUGUGUUAACUCUUAGUGCCAUCAAGAAUCCCAUUUGGGAGUAUUUUUGAUUUUUCUACUUUUUGUUGAAAAAAGGAAUUUGUACUCUGUGCAUUGGACGGACUUGUUUGGUACUUGGGAUUUUCCUCUCUUAAACAGUCAACAUCUGUUGUAAAUUUGCUAAACUGAUUCACUUUUAGCAGCAGACUUUGAACUGCAGUCCUGCCGACGUUGGAGCCUGAGGACACCCAACUGAGCAUGUGCACCUACGCUGCAGAACAAGCCUCUGCCCAGAAUUUAAGGAUUCCAGUGGACAACCUAUUUGCACAGUACUGCAUGUUGAUUAUCACUGCCUUUUACUCUCUCUCU